Messenger RNA from Dioszegia hungarica, 1287 nucleotides. RefSeq names its product Rho GTPase activation protein. Gene Ontology annotation, biological process: signal transduction; activation of GTPase activity; regulation of fungal-type cell wall organization. Gene Ontology annotation, cellular component: cell cortex. Lineage: Eukaryota; Fungi; Basidiomycota; Tremellomycetes; Tremellales; Bulleribasidiaceae. Gene Ontology annotation, molecular function: GTPase activator activity. The coding region runs from base 1 to 1287 and encodes 428 amino acids. The transcript is spliced from 7 exons. The record is from RefSeq and is a predicted model, not a curated record.
AUGGUCUCUACGCGCCCAUCCCCAGCUCCAGCCCGCGGCAGAAUAGCAUACCCGACCGCUGUAACGUACACUCCUGGGGAUGACAAUGAAGCCCCUACGUACACCGGAUCCGAACCGAUCCGCCCCAUGACCUCUCCCGACAGCGACAACUCGCAAGGUGCCAAGAGCUGGUGGAAAGCCCCAGCAGUCAAGCCUGACUCUGCAGCAGUCUUUGGCGUCUCACUUGCAGAGGCCUUGACCUAUGCCUCGGUGCAGAUCUCGACGGCUGGGCCGGACGGCAAGCUAUACGUUUGGGGUAUCAUUCCCGUUGUGGUCGCCAAGUGUGGCCUGUAUCUCAAAGAGCACGCCACAGAAGUGGAAGGCGCUUUCCGCAUCUCUGGAUCGGCCAAGCGGAUGCGGGAACUACAGGCCAUCUUUGAUACGGGCCCCAGGUAUGGCAAAGACAUCGACUGGAAAGCGCUCGACUUUUCCCCACAUGAUGUAGCGACCAUCUUCAGAAGAUUUCUCACGCAAGCACCUGAAUCCAUCAUCCCUACCGAUUUCUACGAAGAGUUUCGCGCUGUUCUCGAGCACGGGACGCCUCCAGAUGCCAUCGACCGAUACAAGGAGCUCGUUCGAUCGAUUCCUCCCAUCAACCAAUAUCUUCUGCUCUACGUGCUCGAUUUGCUGAGCGUCUUUGCUCGCAAAUCAGAAAGGAACUUGAUGAACGCACCCAAUCUCGCUCUUAUCUUCCAACCCGGCGUUCUAUCUCAUCCUGUCCACGCCAUGCGACCCAAGGAGCACGUCCUUUCCCAACAGGUUCUCGAGUACCUGAUCGAACAUCAGGACAGCUUCCUGAUCGGCAUGGAAUUGAAGUCCAAAAAGUCGAAACGUCCCAAGGCACCACCACCUCCUGUACGUGUCAAGGCCGACCCCGACCUGAUGCUGCCGUCCGACUCGGACGAUGAGGCACCUUCGGGUGGAUAUUACAUCAUCGAGGGGAACGUCCGGUCUCCAGUUCCCGGUAAUACUUCGCUGCCUGCCGCAAACCUCAUCCCUCCUCCUCCAACACUGCCCACAAGUCCCUCGAAGGGCGUCGCCAAGACCAUAACGGCUAUUCGCGAGGAGAUGGAGGCGUCAGAUUCCGACGAGGAGGUACCCAGCGGAGGGUUUGAAGUGCGAGUCAGCGAGGCUGCCCAAGCUCGGGCUCGUCGAGCGUCUACAUCUGGGGUCAAGGGGAAGGAGAUGCCUUCCAAACGUCGGGGUUCGCUAUCUGCUAGACUUCGAGGGACCAAGGAAGAGCCAUAG